Molecule: messenger RNA, 528 nt
Organism: Plasmopara halstedii
Lineage: Eukaryota; Oomycota; Peronosporomycetes; Peronosporales; Peronosporaceae
Exons: 5
Coding region: 1-528 (175 amino acids)
Source: RefSeq, a predicted model, not a curated record
AUGGUCGGCAUAACUCUACCAGUGACUAUGAUCACAACUUGCUCCGAAAUUGAAGUGGACGUUUUAAUGCGAAGUCGUCAACAUCGACUGUCGGGACAAGUGCGAGCAAUGUAUGAAAAAGCAGAGGCCGCUAAAGCCAUUGUAAUCUCGGUUUCUACAGAUAUUCUCACAUAUCUUUUGACCUGGGGACGCUUGCAUGUAUGUGGCGCCGGCUCCAUCAACCUGAUACUUGAGAACGGUAACACUGCAUUUGUAAAGGACGUCCUUUACGUUUACGGUCUCGACCACAAGGUGAAAUUAAAUUCUCAGCACAAAAUCGAGAAAGCUGAACAUACUGACUUUGCCAGUACCAACCCUAUUGCGGGGAGAAUUCCGCGGCUUCCGUCAUUAUCGCCUUCGGAAGAUCUACUUCGAGGUUGCAUUUGCGGCAAGAUGACUACCGCCAAGUUCGUCACGAAAGACAACGAUGUGGUUAAUACUGCAGCACCAUUGGAGCAGAUGUGGUUCGAUGGGUUCAACUGGUGUUGA